AUGCGUGAUUUAACGGGCUAUUACAUCUGCGGCAUUUUUCAGCAACGGUCUAUUCUGGUGAAGAAGUUCCAUUUUUUUGGUAACGGAGACAAAUGGGCGUCCUAUGCUGUCAACGACAUAGUAGUCACGGUGCUGAUGAACCACCACAAAAAUGUUAUGAAGGUCUUGGGUUGCUGCUUAGAUUUGAAAGUUCCUGCUAUUAUCUAUGAAAUCGGGAUCAAUUAUGGACUUCUGUAUGACCUUCUUCAUAGUAGGGAAGAAAGGGAUAAUAUUGGUCGAUCACUCUCUUGGAGUAAUCGACUAAAAAUUGCAAGAGACGUUGCAAAUGCUCUUGUUUAUCUUCAUACUGCAUUUCCCACACCUAUCAUCCAUAGAGAGCUAAGCACCAAAAACAUCGUCAUAGACAGUAAUGGUGUUGCUAAGCUUGUCGAUUUCUCAUUCUGCAUAGCAUUGCCUCCAGGAGAAUCACAGGUGGAAGUAGAUACUAUUGUAGGGACGACAAAUUAUCUUGAUUUCGACUAUUUGACAAGUGGCAUUAUCACAGAGAAGGUCGAUGUCUACAUGUUUGGAAUUAUUCUCCUUGAACUCUUAGCUGGUUGUGGCCUUUCCCAAGUAGAUCAUAAAUAUACUCCUUUAGUGGAGUAUGUACAAAACCACGAGAAUGUGUUGAGUGAAAUUUUGGACCCGAUCAUUUUAGAGGGGAGCGGCGAAAUAGAGCAUCAAUUGCAGGCUUUCUGGAGACUUGCUUUGAGAUGUACUGUUGAAAGAGAAGCGGAUAGGCCAUACAUAAUCGAUGUGGCAAAAGAACUGGUAAGGAUUCAGAGGUCUGUUCAUCCAAUUUAG
Fraxinus pennsylvanica is the source of this 843-nucleotide messenger RNA. NCBI's taxonomy places the organism in Eukaryota, Viridiplantae, Streptophyta, Magnoliopsida, Lamiales, Oleaceae. The record is from the annotation of a GenBank genome assembly.